This is a messenger RNA of Thyridium curvatum, 810 nucleotides long. RefSeq lists its product as uncharacterized. Gene Ontology annotation, molecular function: oxidoreductase activity, acting on NAD(P)H, oxygen as acceptor. The coding region runs from base 1 to 810 and encodes 269 amino acids. Lineage: Eukaryota; Fungi; Ascomycota; Sordariomycetes; Thyridiales; Thyridiaceae. The transcript is spliced from 5 exons. The record is from RefSeq and is a predicted model, not a curated record. Gene Ontology annotation, cellular component: intracellular anatomical structure.
AUGUCUAUGUCUAUUGACGAUAGCGCCACGGUGCGAGAGGGCUAUCCUCGGCCGACACCGGAUAUCCCCAACAAUGUGCUAGAACAGCUUCGCCUCACAGACAAAGUCGUGGUAGUCAAUGGCGCAGCGGAUGGAAUUGGGUAUGCCGUCGCAGAGGCCAUGGCUGAAGCAGGCGCCCAUGUCGCGCUAUGGUACAACACCAAUGAUGCGGCCAUAGAAAAGGCGAAGAGUCUUGCUGGGUCUCAUGGAAUCAAGACACAGGCCUAUCAGGUCGACGGUGGGCGACACCUAAUGGUAGUCGGAGAUUUUGGAAAGAUUGAUGUCUUCAUGGCAAACGCCGGCAUGGCCAUUUCCAAGCCCAUUCUCGAGCAGACAAUUGAAGAGUACCGAAAACAGAUGUCUGUCAAUGUUGACGGCGUCCUCUUCUGCGCCAAAUACGUGGGUGAGGUUUUCAAGCGGCAAGGCUUCGGAAACCUCAUCAUCACCUCUAGCAUCAGCGCGCACAUCGUCAAUGUUCCAGCCGACCAACCAGUUUACAAUGCCACCAAGGCCUUCAUAACCCAUUUCGGCAAGUCUAUCGCUCGCGAGUGGCGCGAGUUUGCCAGAGUGAACAUUGUUUCGCCGGGGUUCUUCGACACCAAGAUGGGCGCCAGUCCAAGCAACCUCCAGGAAGCUUACCGCAUGACCCCGCUUGGGAGACAGGGCAACGUGAAGGAGAUAAAGGGGCUGUUCUUAUAUCUGGCCAGUGAUGCAUCAACCUACAUGACGGGAACAGACGUUUUGAUCGAUGGGGGCUACGUGCUGCCAUAG